AUGGAAUCAGAUAAACGAAAAUGGGCGGCUUCGGGUGAAGACGAUAAAACCCCCCAGAAGAAAAGAGUUCUUGGCCCUUCGUUACCCCCGCCCGCUCAACCGUCCGCAGAAGAUAGUGAAUCGGACAGUGACGAUGAUUUCGGGCCCAGUCUACCUCCUCCAGAGGGGUCAUCUAUCGAUCCAGGUCAAAAUCUAAAGAAUCGACCAAGUCUUUCAUCGCCAAACCACGAGACCAAGCAGCCAGAUACCCAGCGAGACCAAUGGAUGCUACAUCCACCCGAGCAAAGCGAUUGGGCCACCAAGAUUGAUCCCACGCAAUUAAGAAAUCGGAAAUUUCAAACUGGCAAGUCGGCACGCACAACUACUUCUAAGCAGACCGAUUCUUCCUGGGUGGAGACUCCGGAGGAAAGAAUGCGUCGACUCGGAGACCAAGUGAUGGGUGUGGGAACUUCCUCCAAUAACUCCAAGGAACGGUCUUCUAAGUCAAAGCCCGCCAAUUCUGAACUCAUGGAAGAUAAAAUCAAGAAAUACAAUGAUCGAACUGGGAAAUCUACUCGCCUAGAAAAGCCAGAAAGUGAACAAACCGAGGCAGAGGAUGACCCAUCUGCACGGGCAUUCGAUCGUGAAAAAGAUAUGGGAAUGUCAUCGAAAAUCUCUAGUGCGCAACGCCGAGACAUGGUAAAUCGAGCUAGUGACUAUGGCUCCCGGUUCACAAAGGGUGAAUUCCUAUGA
This is a messenger RNA of Penicillium angulare, 732 nucleotides long. Its product is annotated as GPALPP motifs-containing protein 1. The coding region runs from base 1 to 732 and encodes 243 amino acids. Lineage: Eukaryota; Fungi; Ascomycota; Eurotiomycetes; Eurotiales; Aspergillaceae. The transcript has 2 exons. The record is from RefSeq and is a predicted model, not a curated record.